Molecule: messenger RNA, 348 nt
Organism: Cooperia oncophora
Lineage: Eukaryota; Metazoa; Nematoda; Chromadorea; Rhabditida; Trichostrongylidae
Source: the annotation of a GenBank genome assembly
AUGAAGUCACCACCACCACUUCAUCCCGUCACCAGCGAUCCUAUCAGUGACGAUUCAUCACAGGAUGAGCAUAGCCGGAUUUUCGCACUAGAAGAGGAUCAGGGCAUUUACCAUCACCAAGAGGUUGUCGUCCCACCUCGUUCUGAAUCUGACGACGACAUACCUUUGCACCUCGAGAAUAGCGUUGGUAAUGGAAAACCAGCGACUAUGCUGACGGCAGCCGACAGACCUGCAAGUGUUCGAUCAGUAAGAUUCUCAGGGCCUGAACCAACUCAUUCGGAAGAAGAAGAGAAGGACUCAAAACCUUCUGAUGUCCCAGAGGAGUACGAAGAAGCACUAAGUGGGUGA